Messenger RNA from Aureobasidium namibiae CBS 147.97, 3135 nucleotides. RefSeq lists its product as uncharacterized. The record is from RefSeq and is a predicted model, not a curated record. Bases 1 to 3135 code for a protein of 1044 amino acids. The transcript is spliced from 3 exons. Lineage: Eukaryota; Fungi; Ascomycota; Dothideomycetes; Dothideales; Saccotheciaceae.
AUGCGUUCAUUCGUCUUCUUCUCAACAUUCGUUUUGAGCUUUGCUCUGUUCCAACUUGUCGCUGCCAGAGCCACUAACCAGCAGAAGCGCACUGAGCAGGAAACCAGUCCCAAUGGAGUCGUGAACUUCAUCAGAGAUCUGUUUGGCCUCACGGCUCGUCAGGAACAGGUCUGUGUUGAAGAUGAUAUCUACACCGAGGUCAACCAAUAUCCCCACGCCAAUGAAUUCUGCAACCGAUUCCUGGGCAACCCUCCGGACAUCUUAGCCGUUUACACUACUCCUGUGACUACUGUCACCGACACAUACACGACCAUCACCAGAACCACAACCAGCACGAUCCCAGUCACCGCUACCGUGGCCGCUGGUGUCACCGCUGGUGCGAAAGCCAAGCGUAGCCUCACGAAGAACAGGUUCGACUCUGGUGCAGUCGCUCGGUUCAUCCGAGUAGCUGAAGACAACGGUACUGCCACUGUCACUGCCGAUGCCUCUUUCAUCUCUGCUCUCUCUAGUGCCUGUAGUUGUCAGCCUUUGACUAGAUCCACUUCUACUGUUACCUACACCGAGGAUGUUUCGACCUUUACUCAGCGUGCCUAUGCCAACACAGUACAGACUGUGAACGCCACGAUCACUGCUGCAACUGUUUCCGCCGCUGUCACCAGUGUUCCUACCGCCGAUAUCCCGUCUGCGGAUUCAGUGCCUCCAACUAGGGUCUCUAGCUCUGCAGCAUCAUCGCCUACCCCAAUCUCUCCCGCCAUCGUCUGCCCCAACGAUGAUAACACUAUCGACAGCCAGCUCAUUGAUGGCCAGCUAUUCCAAUAUCUCGUACAGUGUGAUACUGACAUAACUGACGAUAACUUGGCGCAAUUCCGUUAUCAGACAUUCACCGAGUGUACCGCCGCUUGUGGUAGUGCCAACUACGGAUUCAGCUCGCCCGUCUGCCAGGGUGCUGUCUUCUAUCCUGGUGCGGACUCGGGCUCGAACUGUUUCCUGAAGAAAUCUGCCAACUCCACCGUCGUCGCUGGAGGCAUCAAUACGGUCGUUCUCCUGAGAAUUGAAGUCGCAGUAACCGACACCACUCCUAGCGCAGUAUACGUUCCCUCUUCAACAUCUGCCAGUGUCGACACUUCUUCCAUGCUCUCAGCCAUUCUCCAGAACAGCACCACCUCCAUUCCUAUCAUCACGCCUCUUCCUGCAGUCGCCCACGCAAGAUUUGCCACUAGUUACUCAACCUAUGUCUCUGGAGGCAGUACAUAUUCAUCUGCCGAAGUCUAUUCCACCUAUGUCUCCAGUAACGGCUCGUGGUACGAGUCCUACUACACCACAUACACCGUCGCUUGGGCAGCCUCCUCGACCCAGGAAAUAUCCUACGCAACCUCUUCCUCCUCCUCCAGCGGUAGCAACGGCGAAUUUGGAGGUGGUUCGAGCGGCGGCGAUUCCUCGAGUGGAUCUACUGGCUCCUCUGGAAACUCGACUGGAAGCAAUGGUGGAAGCAAUGGCGGUGCUGCUGGCGGCUCGGGCUCCGGAUCGAGCUCCAGCGGUUACACCAUUACCACGACUGUCUAUAACAACACUGAGACCAACGGAAACCAAGAGAUCCGCAAUGAGACCGUUGUGACUACGUACAAUUGGUCAAACGGAACCACCACAUCGUCUUCAACCACAACAAUCACUCAAACCACCAUUGGCUCCUCGUCAGGAUUUACUUCUGGCAGCUCUUCCGGUGAGGCUGGUGGUUCAUCCGGCGGAUCCAGCGGCUCCAACAGCGAAUCAGCUGGCAACUCUAGCGGCUCUGCCGGAGGCUCGAAUGGUGGUGCAAACGGUGGGGGUAAUGGUGGAGCCAGCGGCGGAGGCAAUGGAGGUGGCAUCACAAAUGGCACAAUCAUCGUCACCAACUCUACAACCAUCACCAACGGCACCAUUUCGGUGAACGGAACGUCUGGCGGUGCAAAUGGUGGCAGCAAUGGUGGAUUUGGAGGUGGUUCGGGCGGCGACGUCAGCACCGAUAUCAUCGUCUCCACGAUCUACUCGACCGCAAUCUCUACUGUCUACGUCACUGCAUCAUCUCCAUUCACGAACUCCAUGUCAGAUGCUGGCCGUUCAGGUUUCGAGUCGCCGAGUUCCACUCCUUUCCCCACCCCCACACCAUCUUUUCCUUUCAAUGGCACCCUCAGUACCAGCAUUCCCCUGUACAACAGUUCUAGUGGGGUUUAUCUUCCACCCUCAGUAACUGGUUUGCCCAGCGGCUCGCCCUCGCCGUCCGCGAACGCCACGACUUCUACUCCUUUCUCGCCAUCAUCUUCGGGAGGAAAUCGUUCCGGCACAGCAGUUCCUGUGACAACUCCGUAUGCGUUCUCGAAUGCUUCGAUCACUUUUGGACCUACUGGUACCGGACCCAUUGGCACUGGACCCAUUGGCACUGGACCCAUUGGCACUGGACCCAUUGGCACUGGACCCAUUGGCACUGGACCCAUUGGCACUGGAUCAAGCCCAUUCUCUGGCUCCACUCCCACCGGAGACCGUACUGGCAGUUUAUCUCCGCCUUCAUCGACUCCGGUCACUAGCAGCACUGUAUCCGUUCCUUUGAGCACUGGCGUGCCGAGCCCGAACACGACUUCGACAGCGCCAUCUGUCAGCUUCCCCUUCCCUAUCAGUAACUCAACAUUCGCUGUUCCGACCGGAACUGCCCCUUCGGCUAGCUUCCCCUUCCCCACAGCAAACUCGUCCUUGUCUCUGCCUAUCGCAACCGCACCAUCUGCCAGCUUCCCAUUCCCGACUGCCAACACCACAAUCUUCGUUGGUCCCACCGGUACUGGCCCAUCAUCCGGCUUCCCCUUCCCCACAGCAAAUUCUUCUAUUCCGAUCAGUCCCACUGGCACCACUGAUCUGCGCAGCGGCACUCGUUCCCCUUCUGGACCUAGCGCCACAUUCCCUUCGGCUGCCAAUGGUACAUGUACCGACAUGACACCUUUGACCGUGACGAUGUUCUCUACGGUGACUGAGGCAGCCACUACUGUGUAUGCUACUACCACGUUGCUUGGUUGCUACUCCAAUUGUCCUCCAGCAGGCCAGGGUUAUUACGGACCAUUUGGUGGAUUCCCUAACCCCUCUACCCCAGCCACCACCUCUCCUGCUUGA